AUGGCUGCGUCAGAGGGAGGCGAGCGCCUGGGAACCCGGAGGCCUGGAUCCGGGCCGAGAGUGGAACGGAGUCGGCGCCGCUGCCCCGGCCGUGCCUCCUGCCGCCCGCCGGGUCCCCCGACCUCUUCGUGCCUUCGCCCUGCGCUCCGAGCUCACUCGCUCCCCCGGCGCCCGCUGAGGCUGCUCUCCUCCUCUUUCGCCUCCUCCUCUUCCUCCGGUUUCCUCUCCUCCUCCUCUUCCUCCUUCUUCUCCUCCUCCUCUUCUUCCUCCUCCUCUUUCCCCACCUCCUCCCCCUCAGCCACCGCCUCCUCCUCCACCACCACCACCACUCCCUCCGGGGCACCCCGGUCCCUGCAGAGUCCCCGGCCCGCGCCGCCUCCGCUGCAGCCCCCUGGAUUCCGAGCCUGCUGCGCUGGAGCUUGUAGGACAGACAGACAAGCAGAUUCCUCGCGCCCAGCGCUCCGCCGCUGCUGCACCCCGCGGCUCCGCGUCUGGGGAGCUGGGAUCGCCCCGGGAGCACGGCGAGGCAAUACAGACACACAGCUGGGAUGGUGCCAACACAUAAAAGAUCUCUUGGGCAACACCGGCCGCUGGUCCUCUAGCCUCUUACUUGUGAAAACAAAAUUGGUAGAGCCCCUUGCUUUGCCAGGUGGCUUCAGGGCCCAGUGACUCCGUCGUACCCAUGUCACAGCACGGGAGAAGUCUCAGGUGGGAGCAAGGAUGACGCAAGGUCACGGUCCCAGCUCUGCAAGCAGGCAAAUGGCUCAACCUCCUCCUAGGCCUCAGUUUCUCGGUCUCUAAAAUGGAAUAGUAAGAGUUACUCUUGUUCUUCCUGAGAUGAAUGAUCCUGAAGGUCAGCUGAGGAGGUGGGUGGACAAGUGAAGACAAGGCCCUUGGAAAUACAAGCCGAUGCUGGACACUUGCAGAGAUGGGUCUGCCUGCUGCUGCCCCUUUCCACCUCCCCUUCGUGCCUGGCCCCCCAAGGCCUUCCCUGCCCACUGUGGGAGGGUUCCUAGUGUGCUGAAUGCGAAUCCCUGGCCCGGUCCCCACUCCUGGGCUGCAGGGGUCCAGCAGGGCCCAGAGACACCUGCACAAGGCAUGUGGACCAGCUGACACCAGCAGGGGCUGAGCAGCCAGUCACCACUGAGGCACAGGCCUCCCCCUGGGGCUUAGGAAACCCCUGCCUUGGCAUGUGCACCUCCUAGUCGCCAGUGCCUGGAGUCUGGGGUGAUCUGCAAGCUGACAGGUGGCUGCUGGUGGCGUCUUCUGGGCAUUUGGGGCUCCUUUGGCUAAGAGGCUAUGCUGUGGCCCUGUGGGCCCCUCAGAAGGACGGAGGGACUCUGCUGAGCACCAGGAACCUGGGCAUCAGGAGAGCCAGCUCCUUCUGGUCCUCACAUGCUGUCAACCGUGGGCAGGUCACCCCCGCCCCCACGGGCAAAUUUGUCAGAUGUGUGUUGGUUUUAUUAUAAAAGCCUCCAUGACCCUAAAAAACCAUGACAAAAAAUAAAAAGUCAAAAUGAAGUCGAAAUCUACAAAAAUUAUCCAAACAAAAACAAAUAGUCCAUCUGCUUCUUAAAGAGACAUGGAGCCAGGCAUGUUGGCACAUGCCUACUCCUAGCAGCUCAGGAGGCUGAGGCAAGGGGGUUACAAGUUCAAAGCCAGCCUCAGUAACUUACCAAGGCCCUAAGUAACUUAGUGAGAACUGUCUCAAAAAAAAAAAAAAAAGAUCUGGGGAUGUGGCUCAGUGGUUAAGCCCCUUGGGUUCAAUCACUGGUACCAAAGAGAGAGAGAAAGAGAGAGAGAUUGGGGCUGCAAAGAUUCAUUACUCUCUGGUUUUACUUGUCAAUAUCUCUCAGACUUUCCCUCCACCAGAGCAUAGUUCUGGCUCAUUCUUUCAACAGCCUGGUACCACCGGGCUCUGCCAGAUCAUCUGGUGAGUCCCCACAGGGUCAAUUCCCUGGGAUGAAAUCAUUGUAUCAAAAGUCUUUCUCCAAGUCCUAAAUAUGUUGACUCUUAUUCCUUUUUAAAAUGAACAGAGGUAAGUAAAAUAACAUUUUGCUGUUCAAUAUUUCAAUUGACUAUUAGCGUGUUUAGUGAUGAUUUGUAUUUCUUCUUGUGUAAGAAACUUGCUUGUAUCUUUCCAAUACUUCUGUUGAAACGAUCUCUUUCUGUUUUUUAUUGUUUGUUUGUGGUACUGGGGAUCAAACCCAGGGCCUCAUGCAUAUGAUGGUCUUUUUCUUGUCUUAGAACAGCACUUUAUAUAGCAAAGACCCUCAUCUACUACUUGUAUUUCCUCCCUGAUUUAUCCUUUGAUUAUAAUGUGUGUUUCCUUGACCAAAUAUUUAAAUAUUUUUGUAGGCAGAAUUGUUAACUUUUCCCUUAUGAAUUCUGAGUUUCGUCUUUUUUCAAGAAAGGAUUUUCUCAUCCUCAAGAUUAUGAAAUUAUUAUUCUUUAGCCUCCUUUAUAACUUUUAUAAUUUUUAACAAUGUAUCUUUGAUACAUUUGGCAUUUUUUUUCUGUAAAUGUGGCAUGAAGUAAAAACAAAACAACAAAACUUUUGCUUCCCCCUCCAAAUGAGUAAUCAAUUAUUUCAAAGCCAUUUAUGGAACAAUUGAGCCUUUCUCCAUGGACAGGAAAUUCAAUCUUUAUCAAAGUCUAGGUAUCCAUAUUUUAUUCCAUGAGUUUAUUCUAUUCUGCAUUCUAUUUUAUUCAUUAUUUGUUUGGUAUUCCUAGAUUAUCUCUGCUUAAUUACUCUCACUUGGUAAUAUCUUUUAAAAUUCAAUAGAGCAAGCUUCCUCUUGGUUUUUCUUUUUUCAGAAAAAUUGUUUUUAUGUAUCUAUUCUGAAAUAAUGUUUAGAAUCCAUUUGCCAGCUAUUUUAAUCAGAAACUUCCCUGAAAUUGUCUAAAAUUUAUAAACAAACUUGGGAGAGAAUCGAAACCUUCACAAUAUUUAGUUAUCCAAAACAGAAACAGUAAUUUAUUUAGAGUUUCUUUGAUAUGUUUCAUUAUUUGAUACUAAAUAGUCUUAGAUGGAUCUUGUAUGAAUGAGUCAUUAUAUUUUCAGUUUUGUGGAUGAUUUAGCCUUUGGUUUUGCUAUCCAGAAUGGACUAAUUUUCCAUUUUGUAUUUAUAAAUUAUUAUUAUUGUAUGAGAAAACCAUUUAGGUUGUGUCUAGGAAUCCUUGUGAGCUCUCUUGUGAGCACUAAGUAACUGGUGCAUCUCUUAGAUUUUCCAUUUUAACUGAUUUACUUGUUACCAACGUAAAGCAUGUCUCGGGUAGAAAAUGAAAACAUCCAGAAGGAAAGAAAGGAAGAGUAUUUAUAAAACCUACUCUUCACAGUCACUUAACAUUCAUUUUUGUCCUUCAUUAAAAUACGUAUACAUACACAUAUAUACUAUAAAAAGUAUAGGACUGGGGAGAUAGCUCAGUCGGUAAAGUGCUUGCCUUGCAUGCACAAGGCCCUGGGUUUGA
Sciurus carolinensis (gray squirrel) is the source of this 3471-nucleotide messenger RNA. RefSeq names its product putative protein TPRXL. Lineage: Eukaryota; Metazoa; Chordata; Mammalia; Rodentia; Sciuridae. The transcript is spliced from 5 exons. The coding region runs from base 1 to 669 and encodes 222 amino acids. The record is from RefSeq and is a predicted model, not a curated record.